CUUAGUUGACAUGCAUGAUACUUACGGGCAGCCUAAUAAAACUCGACCCCACCUGAACCCAAAAGUCGCUUAACAUCGAAGCAAUCUCAGAAAGGAAAAAAAACAUCGAGAGGCUUUCGGGAGACAAUCUCCAAGAAAUGGGCAAGGGCAAGGUCCACCCGUCGCCGUCGCCGUCGGCGGCCGGCGGCGAGACGGCGGAGGGGGUGCUCCUCCGGCUGCUCCCCGCGGUCGUGCUCGCCAUGGCGGCGCCGCUGGGGCCCGAGGGGAAGGAGGUGCUCGCGUACCUCGUCCUCGCCUCGCUGCGCUCCUCGGCGCCGCCCACGCCGGCGAGGGAGAAGCCCUCCGCGGCCGGGGAGGGGUGCGGGCGGAAGCCCCACCGCCCGGAGCUCGGGUGCGGGUGCUUCGGGUGCUACACGGCCUACUGGUCGCGCUGGGACGGGUCCCCGGAGCGCGACCGCGAGGCGAUUCACCGGGCCAUCGAGGCCUUCGACGAGCACCUGGCCCGGAAGGAGGAGGGCAAGGGUGGCCGCCGCCGCAAGAAGCGAGCAGCCUCCUCCAAGGGCAAGGCCAAGGCGUCGGCCGCCGUUGACCCUCAGCUGCCGGAGCAGGGGGAGACCUCGGCCGCCGCGGCUCCUGUGCUGGCGGAGGUGGUUGAAGGCGGGGAGGAGGUAGUGAAGAAGACGGUGGAGGAGGAGGAAGAAACCACCGCGGCCUGCGCCCGCGACGACGUUCCGGAGGAGCGCAGGCGGCGGGUGUGGGGCGCGGUCGCCGGCGUGUUCAACUGGAGGGGAUGGGGCCUGUGGGGGUCCCACUAGUCGGUGACGCGAGCCGAUAUUCCUCGUCAGUGAGAUCUUUAGUUCGUUUAGCCGGUUGGUGGGCUUGAUGUUUCUGUUGGGGUUUUAGGUUUGAAAUAGUCAGUCAAAUCGAUAUUGGAUUUUUUUUCAUGUACACUACUAUACUUGUAUGUUACACUAGCACAAUGAUGAUAAUAAUGGUGGUGUGGUGGUCAUGUAUUUGCCUCCUUGGUGUAAAUAUUUGGAUUUGGAUGGAUUCUCCACAUGGUUGGUGUCA
Molecule: messenger RNA, 1071 nt
Organism: Triticum urartu
Lineage: Eukaryota; Viridiplantae; Streptophyta; Magnoliopsida; Poales; Poaceae
Source: RefSeq, a predicted model, not a curated record